Durio zibethinus is the source of this 4058-nucleotide messenger RNA. The record is from RefSeq and is a predicted model, not a curated record. Lineage: Eukaryota; Viridiplantae; Streptophyta; Magnoliopsida; Malvales; Malvaceae.
AGUCGAGUUUCCUCACUUUUCUAGUUCGAGAUUCUGUUUCUAAAAUGCUUUUUGGCAAUUCUCGAUUGUCAAAUGAUACUGGGUUGAGCUUUGCAAACGGGGAUUUUUCAGUUGCUGGUCAAUAACAGUCUAGCAAAGAUGCCAGCAUUAGCCUCAACAAGGUUGCUUCUUUUUUUAGGAGAAUCUUUACCCUUCCGUAGGUUACCUAAUUCGUCUAGGAAAGCUUGGCGCCAGACCAGUGUACGAUUUGUGAGUCAGGUUAAUCAUGAUAAUGGGCCUCUUACUCUUGCCAGCCUAGGCUUCAAGAGUGACUUUGAGGAAACAAACAAGAAUAAAGCAAAUAAAAUAGAGAGGCUCAGGGUUUCUUAUGAAGCACCUAAAAGUAUGGUGAGGGUAGUUGGAAGCAACAGUAUAAAAGCAGUUAAGGCCGUUGGGCUGAAAAAAUCAGUAGAAAUUGAGUCAGCGCCUUUUGCUGCAAAGUCAUUUUCUGAGCUUGGCCUCCCACCUUUGUUGCUAGAGAGGUUAGAAACUGCAGGCUUCAGGGUUCCAACUGAUGUUCAGUCUGCAGCAGUUCCAACAAUUCUCAAGGAUCAUGAUGUCGUGAUUCAGUCUUACACAGGCUCAGGAAAAACAUUAGCGUAUCUCCUUCCGAUACUGUCUGAAGUAGGCCCACUGAAAAAUAAAUCUCCUAAUGGUGAGGGUGAAUCUGGGAAGAAAAAGGAGAUUGAAGCAGUUAUUGUGGCUCCCUCUAGGGAUCUGGGGAUGCAAAUUGUUAGGGAGGUUGAAAAGCUUCUAGGUCCUGCAGACAAGAAAGUUGUUCAGCAACUUGUAGGAGGUGCAAACCGAUCAAGACAGGAAGAAGCUUUAAAGAAAAACAAGCCAGCAAUUGUUGUUGGCACCCCUGGUCGAAUUGCGGAGAUCGGUGCUGCAGGGAAGCUUCAUACUCAUGGCUGUCACUUCUUGGUUUUGGAUGAAGUUGAUGAGCUCCUUUCAUCUAACUUCCGGGAGGAUAUGCACCGUAUAUUGGAACAUGUGGGUAGGAGAUAAGGUUCUAAUCCCCGUCGCUCACUUGCUAAGUGGGCUGAGCGUCGGAAUAUUAUGGUGUCUGCUACAGUUCCAUAUUCAGUUAUAAGGGCAGCUAGGAGUCGGGGGUGUGACCCAGUUCUUGUUCAAGCCAAAAAGGUCAUGCCACUUGAAUCUAUUUCUCCCUCUGGACCUGUUAAUCUCUUAAGACCUACAUCCAGUUCAGACUCAAGUUCAAAUAUGCAGACUCAGGCUGCAUCGCAAAGCCUACCACCUCCUUUGAAGCACUACCAUUGUGUCUCAAAACUGCAACACAAGGUUGAUACGUUGAGAAGAUGUGUCCACGCACCUGAUGCCAAGUCAGUGAUAGCCUUCAUGAACCAUACAAUGCAGCUAAAGGAUGCUUUCUUCAAGCUAGAGGCUCGCAGGAUGAUAGCCACAGAGUUGCUUGGUGACCUUGGCAAGCUUGCGAGGUCAACAACUUUGAAAAGAUUCAAGGAUGGAGAAGUGAGAGAUUUGGUGACAAAUGAACUUUCAGCAAGGGGUUUGGAUGUGGCAGAAUGUGACCUGGUGGUUAAUCUGGACCUACCCAGUGACUCUAUCCACUAUGCACACCGAGCUGGCCGAACAGGUCAGCUUGGCAGGAAAGGUACUAUGGUAAUCAUCUGUGAGGAGCCAGAAGUGUUUGUUGUGAAGAAGCUGAAGAAGCAGCUUGGGAUCCCCAUUCCCGCUUGUGAGUUUACAGAAGGCAAACUUCAUAUCAUUAAAGAAGAUAAGACUUUAGGGGCUGAGAGGUAAUACUUGCUCUUCUUUUUUCAGUAUCAUUUUGGGAAAUUGACCCAGGUCUUUCCCAUUCUUCUGUUUGACUCACUUAUAGUAUAUCAUGGGAUUAUUUUGUGGCCUGGUGAAUAUCUUUACAUGUAGUGAUUGUAACUCUAUGCUUUUCUUUUAAUUACUUUUGUGGUGGGCGGAAGCUAAGCAUAUAUUGCCUUUUUAUAAAUUUGAAGGACGGAAUGCCUGUUAAUGCAUGUUAGACCUCUCUAAUGACAAAAAUCAUUAGUUUGUCUGGUUUUUUGUAGAGUAGAGCCUCUGAUAUUGAACAUAGAAUCAAUAUUUCAACAAGUUACGACUACCAACUGGACCAAACUUCUUGUGUAUACUUGAAUAGUGGGCCGUGGAUUGGCAAUAACAGCAAGAAACAGGAUGUUGUUUACGAGAAAAAGUGAAUGAGAUCCCAUUUAAAGUGGCAAAGAGUCUAUAACUUAUUUGUCACUUUAUACUUUGACAUCUGGUUUUUGGUAACAUUGUAAACUUUCAAGUCAGAGAGACUGUGAGACCCCAAAAAAUUGGAAUAACAAAACCACUCAGGAAAUCAACAUUCAGUCAUGUAGCAAGUCCCUAGAUUGUAUGUCAAACUGGAUGUCUGAAGGAUCAUGUACAUAUGAGACUAUGCAUUUUUAAGUUAUUAAUACUAGAACAGCAAUUUGUGGAAUGAAGCAAGAAUACAGUAAUAUCCACCAGCUAGCCAGCAACAUCACCAGAUGAUUCUCUUGCAAAGCUUGUAGCAAUAAGAGAGCACAAAUUGCUAUAACUAGAAAAGUUGCAAAGGACGUACUGGUUGAUACGAUGGUUUCUUCCGAAAGUGGUGUGAUUUUCCCAACAUGUCGAAUGAGCGGUAUUGCCACUGAAACAGAUGAGAUGAGAAGGUAACCCACCAACGGUUACAGGGCUACCCAUGAAUUAGCUAUCACACACGUUAACAACUACUACUGUUUAAAACGAGAGAGAGAGAGAGAGAGAGAGAGAGCGUGUUAUAGUGGGGGAGUGCACUUGCCUGGUCGAGGACAAAGCUAAGGUAGUCUGAGGUAAUAUCUGAAAUUAGAAUGCCUCUUUGAGCAAUGUCGCAAAUGCCUUCAAACAGUUGGAAAGCUGCGUAUAGGAAAGCUAAAAUGGCUACAAUGAAGCAAUAUCUACACAAAAACAAUAAUAUUCGAGAACAUGUAUUCAUCAGUAACUCGGUAUUAUGUGAUAGUUGCUUUUGAGACCUAUCCUGUGCUAAGCUUUCCAAUUAAGGUGGUUUUAGGAUAAAGAUUACCGAGGUAUGAUGAAGAGGCAGGACAUUGGAGCCCAACAUCAGGUUUAGGAAGUUAUUUGGAGGAUGAGGCUUUGAAGGGAACAAGCAAGGCUCCUGGCAAUUCCUUCUUUAAGACCGAUACUGCUGUUAGAUUUUAAGGUGAUCUCUCAGUUUUGGUCGAUGGAUUUCUUAGUUGCUCAAUCUUUUAUUUCUCUCUCUCCGGUCUUUACUUUUUAAUAUUGUCAAAUAAUUAAGGCAAAAUCAUAGUUAUUCUUACACCAAUUCAGCGUACUCAGUGAAGCUGGGAGAUCGUUGGUAUUUCUUCUUUGUAGAUGGGGCAGCAAGUGUUAGAGCUGAGAUAAAGGAGAAGAGAAGCACCAAGAACCGAAGGAAGAGAUUUGAAUGAUGUAUGGGAGGUCUAGAACCACCUUGUAAAAGUCCCUGAGAAAGAGAAAGGUGAGGGGGUUAGAAAUGGCUGCCAAAGGUGAAACACCAGCCAUAAUUCUAGAAGCAAUCGCCAAAACAUGUUCUCUUUCUUCUUUCUCUGGUUCCUUUGCCUGCUCCAUUCCUUGGGCUGUUCCUCAAGCGUGCUUAUUCUGAAUAAUAUAGGAGCCCCUUCAAACUGAUCAUUGAUUUGUUUCUUUGAGUUGACUUUUUGUGAAUACGAAGAUCCUUCAAAAUGUAGUCGAUAAUUCUUGGAGUUUCAAGGAAAGUUUCCUGUUAGUAAUUAUUAGUUGGUUGUUUGACAAACUUGCAAGAAGGUGACGUUAGUUUUCCCAAAUGAGCUCGAAGUCCAAUCAGGUAAAGGCCAGGAAAGUGUGGAAAGACAAUCAGUGAGCUGAGCAUGCUGAUUUUAGAGUGCCUAGCGGGAUGAUAAAGCUUUUCAUUAGGGUUUGUUACAUAAGAUUGUAGACUGAUGACUGACCAUAUUUAUAAAAAGAGAAAGCCUGAAAGGUAACUG